UUUAUAUGACGCUUGCUUUUAUGUACGUCGGUUUGUUUAGCUUAUCACCGGCUGCUAUAUUUUGACUAGGCCUAUAGCCGUUUACCUCACAUUCGAAUGAGAACCCGUUAACUACACGAGGACGAAAACGAAGCAAUUUCAGUUCUGCUAACGUUAGUUCUUAAAAACGCAGUUCGUUUCAGCCUCCAGUUUCCAUUCACUCGAUUCAGUUUCCUUCCGCCGAUCUGACGCGAUGGCCUCUCAGAAUAUGGACCCCGCAGCAGCCUCGUCCACAGCAGCGCUGAAGGGCAGCGAAACUAGCGGAAGCGUGUCGAAAGGAUCCGUCACUAAAAGGCUUCAACAAGAGCUGAUGACGCUAAUGAUGUCAGGAGACAAGGGCAUAUCAGCGUUUCCAGAGUCUGACAAUCUCUUCAAAUGGAUUGGCACAAUAGAUGGAGCUCAAGGAACGGUUUAUGAAGGUUUGAGGUACAAACUUUCACUGGAGUUUCCUAGCGGGUACCCCUACAACGCCCCUCGGGUGAAAUUCAUCACUGCGUGUUUCCACCCAAAUGUUGAUGAGAAUGGCUUCAUUUGCCUAGACAUUUUAAAGGACAAGUGGUCUGCACUAUAUGAUGUCCGCUCCAUUCUAUUGUCCGUUCAGAGUUUAUUAGGAGAACCCAACAAUGAUAGUCCAAUGAACUCUACGGCUGCUGAACUAUGGGAUGAUCAGGAAGCCUUCAAAGCCCAUUUGAACGCAACCUACAAGAACUGACCAUGAACAUUAACGUCUGCCUCUUGUUUUAUCUGUCUGUUUUCUUGUUCGUAAUAAUGUAAAUUUUCUGUAAUGGGUCUCUGUAUAUUAUUUCCAUGUUGUAAUAAACUUGCCUGAAUAAAAUGCUGAUUGAAUUGAGUUUGUGUCC
Messenger RNA from Sinocyclocheilus anshuiensis, 899 nucleotides. Its product is annotated as ubiquitin-conjugating enzyme E2 C. The record is from RefSeq and is a predicted model, not a curated record. The transcript has 7 exons. The coding region runs from base 233 to 751 and encodes 172 amino acids. NCBI's taxonomy places the organism in Eukaryota, Metazoa, Chordata, Actinopteri, Cypriniformes, Cyprinidae.